Molecule: messenger RNA, 1545 nt
Organism: Desarmillaria tabescens
Lineage: Eukaryota; Fungi; Basidiomycota; Agaricomycetes; Agaricales; Physalacriaceae
Product: amino acid/polyamine transporter I
Exons: 14
Coding region: 1-1545 (514 amino acids)
Biological process (GO): transmembrane transport
Cellular component (GO): membrane
Molecular function (GO): transmembrane transporter activity
Source: RefSeq, a predicted model, not a curated record
AUGGGCACGAGGGAGGCUGUACAACGAGCUGAUGAAGAACUACUAGCGUCGCUGGGCUACAAGCAAGAGUUUCGCCGUGCUUUCACACCCAUUGAAGUAUUCGGCAUCGCGUUCUCUAUUAUCGGGCUUCUACCGUCAAUAUCAUCGGUUCUGUUCUACGCGAUACCGAAUGGAGGCGGGCCUGCUAUGACAUGGGGGUGGGCCGUCGCUAGUGUCUUCAUUCUCUUCGUGGGUAUGUCAAUGGCGGAACUUGCCAGUGCUGCACCCACUUCGGGAGGACUUUACUUCUGGACGCAUUCCCUUUCGUCGCCCCGCUGGCGCAAUUUACUAUCGUGGAUCGUGGGAUACAUGAACACCAUCGGAUCGAUAGCAUCCGUAGCCUCCAUCGACUGGGGUUGUGCUGUCCAAGUCAUGGCUGCUGCUAGGAUUGGUUCCGCAGACCAGAGUUUCGAGGCUACGAGUGCACAACUUUAUGGUGUUUACGCGGCAGUUGUCCUCAGCCACGCGGUCGUUUGUUGUCUGGGUACAACGAUCCUGGCGCGACUACAAUCGGCAUAUGUACUGCUCAAUGUCCUGUUAUGCCUUGCUGUCAUCAUCGCCCUACCCAUUGUAACUCCGGCGGAGUAUAAGAAUACCGCGCGCUUUGCCUUAUGGGAAUUCGUGAAUCUUGACGGUUGGCCCAAUGGCUACGCAUUUAUCCUGAGUUUCCUAGCGCCCCUGUGGACCAUCUGCUCUUUCGAUUCAAGUGUUCACAUUAGUGAAGAGGCUGCAAAUGCUGCGACCGCUGUUCCUUGGGCAAUUGUCAUGGCAAUCGCUAUAGCUGGAGUGCUUGGCUGGGCGAUCAAUGUGGCGCUGGCGUUCUGCAUGGGCACCGAUCUGCAGAUGCUGUAUGAUAGCGACCAGCCCAUGGCCCAGAUUUUCCUCAAUGGGUUCGGGCAAAAGGGGACUUUGGGUAUUUGGGCUAUCGUCGUUCUGGUGCAGUAUAUGAUGGGUUCUAGUAUGUUAUUAGCCGCAAGUAGGCAGACAUACGCCUUCAGCAGAGAUAAAGCGCUCCCCCUCUCAAACUGGCUUUACAGAAUGAACACCUUCACUGGAACUCCCGUGAACACCGUCUGGUUCGAUGCUGGCUGGGCCUUGAUCCUCGGACUUCUGGUUUUCGCUGGAACGGAAGCCAUCAACGCCGUAUUCUCUAUAUCAGUCAUCGCACUUUACGUCGCUUACAGCAUCCCCAUCGCCGCGCGCUUCUUAGGCGACAACGACUUUGAACCCGGUCCGUUUACUUUGGGUGUUUUCAGUUUACCGAUUGCCAUCAUAGCCGUCGCGUUCAUGACGUUCAUGAGCGUCGUGUUCAUGUUCCCUUCGACGCCGGUGACGACCGUUCAAGAUAUGAACUACGCCGUGUAUGGCGGAGUUUACUGGUUCACGGGUCCCGUUGCUACGCUCUCGGAUGCUCCGGGUAUUGACUCACAAGAGUCGUCAGAUCCUGACGACUUGAAAAAAGUCAGGUCGCGGGUCCAUACAGAACCUGUGGAGGAGGAUAGUUAA